Messenger RNA from Vigna angularis (adzuki bean), 1952 nucleotides. RefSeq names its product NAC domain-containing protein 82. Bases 109 to 1545 code for a protein of 478 amino acids. Lineage: Eukaryota; Viridiplantae; Streptophyta; Magnoliopsida; Fabales; Fabaceae. Gene Ontology annotation, molecular function: DNA binding. The record is from RefSeq and is a predicted model, not a curated record. Gene Ontology annotation, biological process: regulation of DNA-templated transcription. The transcript has 5 exons.
UCCAACAACAACUUCUUAACGAAGGAGUUAAGUCAGUGAAUGUGGCAUUUUAAAUUCAGUUUCAUAAGACAACACAAACACAGUGAAGUGAAGUGUUGACAAAAACCAAUGGAGAUUGUAGGAAUGGGUUUUCGUCCCACAGAUGAAGAACUUGUCGACUUUUACCUCAAACACAAGUUGCUCGAUGAUCAUCCCCUUGUCCAUGUCUUGACUGACAUAGAUCUUUCCGAUGUGGAUCCUAGGGAAAUACCAGAGAUGUUAGCAAAAUCAGUAAUACCAUUCAAAGACUCAAAAUGGUUUUUCUUCAGUCCUGUUAAUUUGAAGUACUCAAAUAGUAAAAGGUUUAAAAGGACAACGAAGAGUGGGUUCUGGAAACCAACGGGAAAACCCCGUGAUGUUAGAACAGGGGACACCAACACUGUCAUUGGGACCAAGAAGACUCUUGUUUUCCAGAGUGGUCAUGUUUCCAAAGGUGUCACUGUCAAUUCCAAAUGGGUUAUUCACGAAUAUCAGGCUCUUAACUUUCUCCAGAACCAGGAUGCUUUUGUGCUAUGCUGCUUGAUAAAGAAACAUGGGAAAACGACCGAAGAAGGAACUGCUGCACUGAUCUGUGAUGAAGAGGAAUCCAGUAGCAGCGUGGUUUCUGACUAUGAAAAUCAGGCAAUAGCAGAAGGAGUUCCAUCUGGAGGUACUUUUACCGGAAUGGAAACAAUCUGUCAGGCAACACAUCAAACGGAAAAACGCAUCUCCCCAAUCGAACAGUUACUAAUUGAAUUUGAGAAGGAUGACGAUGCCUAUUUUAGAAAUGAAAAAAACAUUAGUCAGAUUCUUUCUGAAACUAUGAAGCUUCUUUCUGAAACUAUGCAGAUCCCUUGUGAAACUAUGCAGAUCCCUUGUGAAACUGGACAGAUCCCUUGUGAAACUCGACAGAUCCCUUGUGAAACUGGGCAGAUCCCUUGUGAAACUCGACAGAUUCCUUGUGAAACUAGACAGAGCCCUUGUGAAACUAGGCAGAUCCCUUGUGAAACUAUGCAGACUCAUGGUGAAACUUUGCAGACUCCUUGUGAAACUACACAAAACUCUUUUGAAAUUAUGCAGACUCCUCUUGAAACUAUGCAGACCCCAUUAGAUCCUAAGCAAAUUCCUUUUGAAACUACACAAAUUCUACUUGAAUCCUGGAAUUCAUUAUUAGCUGAUGAAAAUUUAGUCACUCAAUCAAAGUCAUUGAAAAGAGCAUAUUGCGAAAGCUCUUAUAUAGAUGCAGAAAUCGUCCCUAAACUGGACGAUAGUAUUGAAGAUAGUUCAACUAUGUGUACUGAAUAUCUUAAUUCAGAUGAAUACCAUUCAUCAAAAAGGUUUAAAACAUCAUAUGAUGUUGUAGAUGGUGACACACAUCUUCUAUUUUCCAACCAAGAAGCAAGUCAGAAACAAGAAAGUAUAUUUCAAGACGAUUUUUGGGGAGUGGAGACAUCCUCAUGUGACUCUACAGUAUAUAAUCCUGUUGAGAACAAUUGGAAUGAAAUAUCUAGUUUUCCUUGCACUUAAAGGUCAUGGGAAGAUGAGUAUCAUCUAAGACCGAACAACUUCAUAUGGUCCGAACUAAGAACUUCGUACCAUUAUUGGAUUAGUGGAUAAGAGUAUAUGCUAUUAAAAAUAACUUACUCUAAAAUAGCCAAUUUAUUAGAAAUUGCAUAAUGACAAUUAUGCAUUAUAAUUCAAAAGUAUGUAUAAUAGGAAAUGUAUUAGAAAGUAUUAUAAACGGCAUGAUGAAGUCGUGUGUAUAUUUAAGAUAGAUUGUGUACUAGGAUGUUUGUAUGGUUAUUUGUAGUUUCUGGACAGAGUACUUUUUUGUAGUGAACUUGUGUCUCUAGGAUACCAAGUGUAUUGCUGAAUCAGUUUAUUUUCUUUGAUUUUAGUAUUUAAUAAUAUAUUUUAUCAGCUUUUGGAAUGCA